AUUACUGAUAGAUUUUUGUCUUUUCUUUUUUUUCUUGCUUUAAUAAGUGUUGGAGCUUUUGAAAACCAGGGACAUGCUCAGAAACCUUGAGAUGAAGCGGGAAACUGUAAAAGCUGAUGUCACAGAGAGACCUCCUGAAAUCAAACCAUGUAGUACAGUGCAGCCCACAUGCCCGGAGCCUGAAGUAAAAAUUAUGACACAACCGUGCAGCCCAAUACAAACUACAAGCCCACAACUUCCUGAUAUAACUAUGAAUGAUUCAUGUUAUAAAUGUGAAGAUGGCUGGGAGCAACAUGGAGGAAAUUGCUAUUAUUUCUCCACCAAGUCAUCCUCUUGGAAGAAGAGCAGAACUGAAUGUAUCACUAAAGGAGGAGACCUGGUUAAGAUAGACAGCAUUGAGGAGCAGAUAUUAUUGCAGAAAAAAAAUGGAAAAUUCUGGAUCGGACUGACAGACUCAGCAGUAGAGGGCAGAUGGCUGUGGGUGGACGGGUCACCACUGAAUGAAAGGUUGACAUUUUGGUUCGGUGACGAGCCAAAUAGUUGGCCCGUGGAAGAUCCUGAUGGAGAGGACUGUGCGAUGAUGGGGCACAAUGGGAUAAUGUUUUGGUUUGAUUAUUCCUGCAAAUUAACUCUUAGAAGUAUUUGUGAGAAAGCAGCUGUGGCUGUGUGUGUCUAAAAUUCAGUUCAGCAUUAAAAAAAGAAAACAGUGGAAGUAAAGGACACAUUGAGACAAUUUUUCCAAAGCUAAUGCUGCAAACAUUUAAAGCUUC
Pundamilia nyererei is the source of this 770-nucleotide messenger RNA. Its product is annotated as C-type lectin domain family 4 member E-like. The record is from RefSeq and is a predicted model, not a curated record. The transcript is spliced from 6 exons. Bases 74 to 676 code for a protein of 200 amino acids. Lineage: Eukaryota; Metazoa; Chordata; Actinopteri; Cichliformes; Cichlidae.